AUGUCAAAACUCAAAACAUCAACUGAAGAUCCAACUAGGAGACUGCUUUAUCUUACUCUAACCAGACCAGAUAUCACAUUUGCUGUCAACCGGUUGAGUCAGUUUCUCUCUUGUCCUACAGAUGCACAUCUCCAAGCAGUGUACAAUGUGCUCAAGUAUCUUAAAGCAAAUCCGGGCCAAGGUUUGUUCUACUCUGUUAAUACAGAACUUUGUCUCAAUGGAUUUUCAGAUGCUGAUUGGGGUACGUGCUUAGACACAAGAAGAUCUGUUACCGGUAUAUGUGUGUUCUUAGGAACUUCUUUGAUCUCUUGGAAAUCAAAGAAACAACAGGUUGCAAGCAGUAGUAGCACUGAAGCUGAAUACAGAGCCAUGGCCAUGGCUUCUGAUGAAAUGGUAUGGCUUAAUCAAUUGUUAAAGAGUCUCCAUAUCUUUGUGACUUCUCAGGCUAAGCUCUUCACUGAUAACAAGUCAGCAAUGCACAUUGCUAAUAAUCCGGUAUUUCACGAGAGAAUAAAACAUAUGGAGAUAGAUUGCCAUAGAACCAGAGAUCGGAUCAAAGAGGGUUUACUAAAAGUUUUUCAUGUUACAACCAAUAAUCAGUUGGCAGAUAUCUUGACAAAGCCUCUUCAUCCAGGGCCUUUUCAUUCUGUACUUGGCCGUAUGUCAGUUUCAAGUCUCUUCACUUCACAAGAGGAUUCUGUUGUAGAGACUUGA
Arabidopsis lyrata subsp. lyrata is the source of this 714-nucleotide messenger RNA. RefSeq lists its product as uncharacterized. The transcript has 2 exons. The record is from RefSeq and is a predicted model, not a curated record. Lineage: Eukaryota; Viridiplantae; Streptophyta; Magnoliopsida; Brassicales; Brassicaceae. Bases 1 to 714 code for a protein of 237 amino acids.